This is a messenger RNA of Stomoxys calcitrans (stable fly), 2811 nucleotides long. RefSeq names its product transcription factor SPT20 homolog. NCBI's taxonomy places the organism in Eukaryota, Metazoa, Arthropoda, Insecta, Diptera, Muscidae. The transcript has 5 exons. The coding region runs from base 71 to 1531 and encodes 486 amino acids. The record is from RefSeq and is a predicted model, not a curated record.
GGUAAGCCCUCUUCCCUCCUAAGCAGAGCGUUUAUAACGGAAAUUGAAUUAAAUUACAACAGUUGCAAUAAUGUGUAAUGUUAAUAAACAAUAUUCUGCCACCGAUUUGGAGGCAUUUAUGAAAUUGGCCGCCAAUUGGCAAAAUACUAAUCAUAACUUAUUGGAAGGAGUUGACAUUAAAGGAGAAAUGCAACAAUACUUAAAUAGUCCCACCAUGAAUAUGUACAAGAAACGUGAACGUACACAAAACUGGAAUCAUCAGGAGAAGAAAUUCCUAUUGGAUCUUUGUCGCAAGGAUAUGCGUAUUAUAGAGAAUAAACGUCUUGAUGCAGGCCUAACGGCGGUCAAGAAUAAAGCAUGGAAAAUAAUACAUCAGAAAUUUUCGAAUCAAUUUGGCACAGAUCGAACGUGCAAUCGUUUAAAGGAGCAAUGGCGCAGAAUGAAAGCCUGCACUCGCAAUGAGAUUUUGGACUACAACAAUCGUUUGACACGUUUUGGGCCCGAGGUGGCCGAUCGCAAAAAGCCCUCGCCUUUUACCUUUGAGGUAUGGGACUUUAUGCAGGAGGCCAAAAAGGCUUGCAAAUCUGAGGCCCUGGAUGGCAUAGAUUACUCGAAAAUUCCCUUGGCCCUGGAGGAAGAUUUUGAAUAUCGCGAGGAUGAGCAGAACAAUGAAGAUGAACAUGAUAUGGAUGACAGCAGUCGUACGCCACCCCAGGACUUGUGUGAUAUAGACAUCAAAGAUGAGACUUUAAAUGAAUCCUCCUCGUAUAUGAUGCAACAAAAUGGUGAUCGCCUAAAUGCCACUUCUCCCCAACAGCAGCAGCAACAAUCACAACAUCAGCAGCAACACCAACAGUCCUCAAGCCAGAUGCAUCAUGAUUUGGAUAACUCGGGCAUGCAUAGCCCCACAAAUUUAUCCACCAGUGGUGCCGAACACAGUGGACCAGCAGCCUUCAUGACAGCCCAGGGAGGCAGCGACUUGAGCGGAUUUCAAACCGGCUUUAAUAUGAAUAAUAUUUCGGCCACUUUGGAGGCCCUCAAUGCAUUGCGUUCGGGACAAUUUCCUUCGGCUGCAGCUGCUGCAGCAGCGGCCUUGCAAAACAAUUUCGCCGCCGCACAUCACCAGCAACAACAACAACAUCACCAACAACAGCAAGCCGCCCAAAACCAACAGCAAUCGGAUGUGGAAGAUCAAAUGCCUCCCGUGAAAAGGCCACGCACCUCCAGCGUCAGCAAUACAGGCGGCUCGGGCUCAGUGGCUGGCGAUUUAGAUCUCAGCGAUACUCAACAGAACACCUCCAGCUGCCUCAAUUUGGCCACCUCUGCCUCCAACUCUGCCAAAAGUCAUGGCGAGAGUUCGCCCGAGCUCAGAGCCUUCAUGGACAUGCAAAGCAAGGAACACAUGAUGCGCAUGCGUAUACUCGAAGUGCAAUUACAGGCGGCCAAAUACAGUCGCGAUCUGGUGGAGAUCAAUAAGACGCUGGCCCUACAAAAGCUACAGGAAUACGCCAGCAAACGUCUGAGCACAUAACUAACUCGCUGCGCAAACGGAAAAGCUUAUUAUUCUCGAUUUAGGAGAUUCAAGUUUUUUUUUUUGUUGAAAACAAAAUCGAAAGUGGCACCAUCAAGGUGGUCGGCCAUAGAAGGCCCUUUGGUGGUUUGUAUUGUUAAAACUUGUGUUAAUUUUAAAUGAAAUAUUUUUUUUUUUUUAUUUUAGUUUAGUUUUAAAUACUUUGGCAGUUUAUUAAUUUAAUUUUCUAAUUUACUUUAAACAAAGAGCUGCGCUCGUUUUAUUGUAAAAUGAAUGGAAGAAGAACCACACUCGAAACCAAGAAAUUAGAAUUUCUUGUCUUUUUUCUUUUUGUUUCCUACAAACAAAAAAUCACGUUUAGUAAUAAUUCGCACAGAAAAAUGGAUCACAAAACACCCAGAAAAAAUACUUGCAUACAAAAGCACAUUCCUUUUGAAAAUGUCUUUUUCUUUCAAAUAAACCACAAAUCACAGAACAAUCAAUCGAUUGCAAAGAAAAAGUUUUCGCUUCAAACGAAAUAUCGUCAAUCAAUACAUAAUUCUAAAACAUGUGCCAAUACAGUAUUUUUUUUUUAAAUGAGUUGAAAAACGUCUCAAUUAAUUUUUUUUUUUAUAAAUAAUAAUUACAAUUAUUAUCGAUUAAAAAAAUAUGUUUUUGUAUAAAAAAAUGUUCUUUGUUAUCACAAAACACAAAACAAAAAAAAAAAAAAGAAAUGUCUCAAAAAAAUAUCACAAACAAUUUGUAGAUAAUCUUAAGAAAGAAAGCUACCUCAGUUUACUUUAUACUAGUACUACUACUACUACGAUUUAGCCAUAGUUUCUAAAACCACAAAAUUACAAAAACGACAACUAUAAGAAAAAAAACCCAAACACCUCAGUUGGUGUUUUAUACUUAGAUCGUAAGAAAUUCUAUUCUAUGUAAAACAAGGAAAUUUUAUUUGCACUCACCCCUGAGUGAGAGAGAACAAAACCAAUAUAACAAAUGAAUUAGUUUUAAUGUUAAUUUAAACAAAAAAAAAAAAUACUUUUUUAUUUUAUUUUUUUAAAACAAAAAAAAAACUAGCAACACCAUUAUUUAGAAAUUGUUUAGCUAUUAUAGAAAUCGAUAUUUUUCUAUACUUAAAUUUAAGUAACGAAUUUACUUAAAAUCGCUAACAUACAUAUACACACUCACCCAAGUGUAUGUGUGUGUGCCUGUGUUACAAACAAACAAGAGAUGAGUUUAUAAAUCCGAUAAUAAUACAACAAUAAAAGUAAUUUUUAUGUUUUUACUUAAUAGUA